CCGAGUCCGCGCGUGCCCGAGAGAGCACCUGUUUUGGCCCCGCGAAGUCGGAGCAGCCUUUGCUUGAAGCGCGCAAUAACGGGCGGCGAUGAGCGGUCGCUGGUUCGCAGGGGCAGACACCUUAGCUGUCGCAGCUGUUCGUGAAAUGCGCACACGGCAGCACCGUAAACGUAUGCGCACUGAUACACACAGCGACGACACGACGCGCGAUUCCCGCUCCAGGCGCGCCGCCACGGAAUCUAGGCUGCGCAUCGGCUUUUAUUCGCGGACGAAAUGAUUUCCUUUUAGCCCGGUUUCAGGCGGUGGCGAGUCGCCCGCUAGCGCGGAGCGCGCACCGCGAAGUUGCAGCUAGCACGGAGGAGAUGGCCGCGCAGUGGAGCAAGCUCCCAAGCUCCCCUACCCCGAGCGCCACCAAUGGACCUGGUCCGGCAUGUGGACGGCGCCAUCUCAUUGGAUGACGAGAGUUCGCUUCUCCCGUCGUAUGUGUCGGAACGCCGCGAGCCCAAGCUUGUCCCGCUUCGGAAACGGGUUGUUUGGUGCAAAAUCACAUCUUCCGACGUCAAAAAGUGUCGCCCGAACACUGUGAAACCAACGAGGAUGUGGUGCAACAGUUGUGAAGCAUACCCGGAGGGAUAUUCAGCGCGUCCCGCGACUGCUUUGGCUGAUGAGUGAUGAAGCGCGAAGCUGAAUGGAAGCCGUAAGACGACGACAGGGGCCCACCAAGAUGGACCAUGAGGAGGAAGAAGACGUGGACGAUCCGAAGCAAGACAGUGGAUCUGGCCACAGCACUGAGAGCGAAGAAGCCACUGACCAGUCCUCGGGCUCUCCCAGCAGCGAAGGAUCUCCUAAGCAUGAUGAUGAAAUGGGUGAAGUCUCCCAGGACAACACCGAUGACAACACUGACGUUGAUGAUGGGCAUGAGCCACAGAAUGAGAUCCGCGAUGGUGAGUUCCAGUUCCAGGUCCAGAGCUUCCAUAUUGUGACUGUUAAUGCCCGACAAGGGAAGAAGCAGUUCAAGUGUGAUGUCUGCACAGGAACCUACCAGCAUGCUUUCAGCCUCAAGAGACACUUUCUCAGGACGCACGUUAACUACAAGUACCUGUCAGAAGCAGACAUCACAAACUGUAAUAUCAAUCUUAAUCAGGUGCGUCAGUUGCGGGAAGAAAGUGACUCCUUGCUGGGCACUGCUUCAGGUGAAUCCAAGUUCUUAGGGCUGUAUCGUUGCCACCUGUGUUCCACUCUCUUUGACUUAAGAGAUGAAUUAAAAGCGCAUGUUGGCAGCCAUGUGGAUGAUAAUGGCCAGAAAGGUUUCAGUUGUGGCCACUGUGAAAUGACAUUCACUCACCGUCAAAACCUUGUUCGUCACCAGUCCGUCCAUUCAGGAGAGAAGCAGUUUUUCUGCAGGCAUUGUGACAAGAGCUUCCCGACUCAAGCGAACCGACGGCGCCACGAAAAGACUCAUGAGAGCUCGGACUUGCCUUUUCCUUGUUCAUUUUGUGCAGCUUCAUUUGAUCAUGGUGUGCACUUACAGAAGCAUCUCAGGAAGCACCACCCCGAGCAUUACUACCCAUGUGAGUUGUGUUCCAAGUUUUUUCUGGAGGAAGGGCAGUUAAAGAAACACAGGGCCACACAUCGAGUUCCCAUCGAGGGAUCAUCAUCAAAAGGAUGCAAGCCACCAGAUGCACAUGCUGUCUUCAGGCGAAAGCGUGUAAAAGGCUUUGAGCCUGAAAACAAGUAUCUCUGCAGCAUCUGUAAGCGUAGGUUCACAACAUUUAUAAGUUUACGCCAACAUAAGAUAUCUGCCCACGCAGCAGUGCAGCAAGAGAAACGAACGCGUUCCCUGCAGCCACGGAAGGAGCCAAUAUCUGUCCGAUCUCGCUCAGCCAAGCCAGCUGUGAAGGAAAUGUCUGAGGAAGAAUUCUACAUGACAAUUGCUCAUCGCAUCUCUGAAAACCUGCUCUACCACCUGGAUGGGAAGUCUACACAGCUCAACAUAAAGCAGGAUCCAUGUGCCUUUCCAGAGGAGAAGAGUGAGAAGGCAACUGUUCAGUACAGCAUUCAUAACUUCCCUGCUGCUUUUGAUAUUACCCAAAUGAUGCAGAUUUACUCAAAUCGUGUUCCAUCUAGCAACCAUGGAGUGUCUAAUGAUGGCUCAGACAACAGUGAAGAAACAGAGUGUAUCUUCCUGGGAGGUUCGCAGCAGGACCACAGCUGGUCUCAAAAGAGCAAUGGCGUUGCUAAUUUUAGGUCGCAGAAGGCUGGAGAGAAUGUGAUAGGACGCAACGUCCCUGUGACCUUUAUAUGCUCAGUGUGUGCAUCAAAAUUUAGCUCGAGGAAGGCCAUUGAUGAACAUAAGAUCAAUAAUCACCCAAAUGUUGUGUGCACUCAUGUGGAAAUAGAAGGAGAAAAAGAAGUGCCCCCUGAAUUGUGCUGGACAUUCACAAGUCCUGUCGGGUUCCUCCAGAGCAACACAGCCGCAAUGAGAGCUGACCCAGUGCCAGCACAGGAGAACCUUGUCUGCACCAAGUGCAGCUCAAGCUUCACUUCUCGUGUUGACCUCCACCAGCACAUCCUGGACUGUGGUACCAACUCAGGCUUUCAGAAGCAGCUAACUAAGGGUUACAGUGUGCAUAGCCGCCUUGGAUGCUCUGCGAGGCAGCUUAAUGUGGCCAGCAGAGAAGUUCAUGUGAAGGGAAAGAAGAGGCCGCAAAUUUCUGAGAGUCCCUUUGCAGAGGCUAAACGUGCUAAGGCAGGGGUCUGCUCACCUCAGAAUGAUGAGCAGGCCCUCGAUUUGAAGAUGCAUUCUGGAAACACUCCUGCCGAAUCUGUCCCAGACAUGGUUGUUGAAGAUGACACAUCUUCUGUUGUAGAACAGGACGAUGCGGUUAAGCAAGUUGAAAGUACAGGGCACACAGAAAACACAGAUACUGAUGUUUCUGUUUCACAAUAUGCAGGAGGUGAACAUGAAGCAACUGCACUUGGCACUGUUGUUGAAAGUGCAGUUGCAGACAUUGAAAAAGUGGAAGAAUCGGACACAGGUGCUGUGCAGUUGGACACAGCUGUUGUGGAUGACUCUGAUAAUAUGCAGCAAUCUAGUCCUGAAGAAUUAGUUGUCAGUGCACCCAGCAACGACACACAUGAGGCUGCACAAAUUGUGGAAAAGACGGAUGACAUGCCUCCCAGUGUACCUGAAUCAUCUCUUAAAGAUGAUGUCUUGCCACAGUCUCGAGAAGACUCAUGCGAAGAGGUCAAAGCUGAAAGUGAUCAAUUUGAGUUUGCAGACAUUGAGCAGGCACCAUCUCCCAUAUUUGGUGAGGGUAGAAGAGUUCUCAGAAGCAAGACUGCAGCAGCCAGUAAUGCCACUGGUGGUGCUUCUUCUGCUCUUGUAAAUUCUCACACAUGCAGCACCUGCAAGCGAAGUUUUACGUAUCUGGCUAGCUUGAAAAAACACCUGAGAGAUAUUUGUCCCAACAAAAAGGUGGCUGGACAAAAGGUUGUAAAGCGACGAAAGGCUGGGAAGAUCUCUAGAAAGGAAAGCACUUCAAGUGAGAUUCAAACAUGCACAGAACCUGUGCAGGAUGACACAGAUGUGAAGAAGGAAAACACUGAAACUGCCAGUUCCUGCUUGUUAAGUUCAGUUACCUUCCCUGAAGAAGCCGAUACAAGUGGUCUUGAACUUCUUGCCAAUGCUUCCAUGGAGCGGGCAGCCCCCAGCUGCCCCAGUGGGACAUCUUGGUCUCCUAGCAGCUGUCCUGUAAAUCCACCACCCAGCACUCUCCAGGCUAAAGAACCUGAAAGUAAAGUGCUGUCUGCACCACCUCGCAGGCUUAGAGGAAAAGAACGCGUGGAUGAUGCCUCCUCUGAAGCCUGUGACGUUGACCAUAAGCCAGAUAUCAGACCCCACUCACAGGAGCACACCUGCCCCUACUGUCUUCACUCAUUUGCCUACCUUUCGAACUACCGAAAACACCUUCGUGAAGUGUGCCUUUUAAAGAAGAAGGCCAAGCAGAAUGGAGAUGGCAAUGAGUCCUUGUUCAGCGCCAAGACAGCUGGCUCAGAUGAGUCUCGUUCUCUUGUGGACAGAGCUGAUGGUCCUUCUACUAUUACCAUGUCCUUCAAGGGACGCAUUGAAAAUUCAGUCAUCAAUCUGCUUAGGAGCCAGUCAAAGCAGGUAGAACUGAUUGGGGCCCAGGCAGCUGCAGUCAAGGAUCAACCCGGUGGAGCCAAUCAUUCCUCACCUAACUUUAUGACUUUCUCAUGCCCGGUGUGCCACAAGAUCUUCCUCUCGUAUGUCAAGAUGCUGCAACACCGCCUUUCUCACAAGCUCCAGACAGAUGAGCCAUCAGUAAAGGAGGAGAAGGCAGAUGUUCCUGAUGUAGCAGAUUCCCACGAUGUAGAAAUGCCUUUAGCUGAUGAUGCAGGACAGAGUUUGGAUAAUGUACGACGGAGUGAUCGCAUUCAUUCUUCUGCAUCUGCUUCCAUUGUGAAAACAGAUGAAGAUCAGCGCUUCGAUGAAAUUCUUGUAGGUGUGCGAGGUGGUGAAGGUGUUGAGAACGAUGCCCUUGAGGAGGAGCUGAAGAGAGAAGAGCACAACUAUGCCGUUUCUCUGGCUGAGCUGGACAGUCUUCCUGAUGAAGAUGAUGGUGAGGAUGCAGCUGAAGGGGAGGCAACCAAGGAAUCCCCCAGCCCUGUUGAAGUGGCACCUUCAGAAGCCAGCACUGAAACCAAGCCAGCAGUUACACCCAAGAAAACUGCUGCUGGAAAGAAGAGCCCAGCAAGUGAGAAUGGGAGCAAGGCGCCUGCUAAGGAUAAGGUGCGGCGUGGAAUGCGAAGACUCUCCGGCAGGACAUCUAAGACUACAUCCCGGGACAAGCAAUCUCUGGCACUUCAAAAGGCAGCCACGUGCCUCCUUACCUUUGCAGCGAGUUCAACCAUGGCAGAAACUACUGGUAUGCAUCUGGCUGCCGACCUACUCGCUGAGAAGCCGCCUUCUAAAGCAUUUGCAGUACUGUGCAACUCCCGUGCUGCCUGGCUGGCCUUCAAGCAACCAGGAAAGGCUGGCUUCAGCACAGCACUCCUGGCCACAAAACUAUCAUCUCCUUCCGGCAUGGAACAAGCAGCUCCUAGUGGAGUGGCUAGCAGCGGUACCGCAAAUGAGCCACUGUACGGUAUGCAGCCAAAAGAAUUUGAAAGUAAGAAUCUGGCUGCAGCACGUGGCAAGCCCAAAAGAGAAGAACCAUCAGAUGUCUCCGAGCGCAGUGGUCACCGUAAGCAUGAGAUCAAACGCAAUGCACAGGAGCACACCUGUCCAUAUUGCCUUCAUCCGUUUGUCCACCUCUCCAACUACCGAAAACACAUUCGCGAAGCAUGCCUUUUGAAGAAAAAGAAGAAUAAGCGAAAUGAAGAUGGCAAUGAAGCCGUGAUUAGCCCAAGGACACCUGGCACAGAUGAUUCUCGUUCUAUCUCGAGAGCAGAUUGCCCUGCUGCUACAAACAUGUCCCUUAAAGAGCCAGUUGAGAACUCAGUCAUCAACAUGCUUAGAAACCAGUCGAAGCAGGUGGAACUGAUUGGAGCUCAGGCAGCUGCAGUCAAGGAUCAACCUUAUGGGGCCAACCAGUCUCCACCGAAUUUCAUGACUUUCUCAUGCACGGUGUGCCACAAAAUCUUUCUCUCGUACGUCAAGAUGUUGCAGCACCGCCUUUCUCACAAGCUCCAGACAGAUGAGCCAUCAGAGAAGGAAGAGAAGACGGAUGUGCCCGAUGCAGUAGCUGAUGUAGAGAUGUCUUCAGUGGCUGUAGCAAGACAUAGUCUUGGUAGUGUGGGGCAAGUUGAUCACGGUGCUGCAUCUGUUCCUGUGGUAAAGUCAGAUGAAAAAUGCUUCAUUAAUAUUGUGGGUGCGCAAGGUAGUGAAGGUGUGGAGAGCUCUGUUGUCCAGGAGAAACUCGAGAGAGAAGAUCCCAACUGUGUGGUAUCUCUGGCUGAGCUAGACAGCCUUCCUGAUGAAGAUGAUGGUGAGGAUGAAGGGGAGAAGAAGGAGGAUUCUCUGAGCCCUUUUGAAAAGGGGCGUUCAGAAACCACCACUGGAAAGGCAGCUCGUGCAACCAGGAAGAGUAGUCCAGGCAAGAAGAGGCCAAGAAGUGAGCGUGCAUCAUCCAAGGACAAGGUGCAGCGCAAAAUUUCUGGCAGAGUAUUGAAGACCACUUCCCGGUGCCAGCAUUAAUAAUGCUGAAGGAAACUGGCUUGUGUUUUGCUAUGUAUAUUUUCAAAGUUCAUAAUUUAUAGCCGUGUUUGGUGUGGCCAUAUGCUGAUUGUCACAUGCUCGAGCAAUACCUCCUAAGUGCAACACAAUAUCUGUUAUUCAGAGUUAGAGAACUUGUGCUGAGGAAUGCAUUUUGGACGCUGAUGAACUGAUCAAUGUGUGCCUUGUGUGUUAGAUUAGUACUGUAAAACUGCUGAACCAGUGGUGGGUCUUUUGUUGCAUGUUGGCAUUUUGCAUGCAUGUUGGCAGGUAUAUUCUGAUGACCAGGAUUGACUGCUUGUAACUACUUUCCUUUUGCAAAACUCUUCUUGGCUGUAAACCAUGACAAAUGUGACCAAGUUUGUUACUGCAAUGACAGUGAACCAUGAGCGACAGAACCUGGACGGCUGAUGUGUGAAGAAGUAAAAGAGCCGACUUACCUAUACUCUGCUUGAUGAAGUUUGUCCAGGAGCAUCAUAUUUAUUAUGAAAGUAUAUAUUUGAUGUUGUUGGUAUGGCAUAAUUCACUCUACAUUAUGGAAAGGACAGGACAAAUGGCCAGAGAGGGGAUGGCCAGAGAGAAAGGAGUACUGACACAGAUAUCUCCCGAGUGUGCAGUUCUUUUGGCCUUGAUGGUUUCUUGUGUUAGGUGAACCUUGUGUCUGCUGAGAAUGUUGCAUUAUUUUAACAUAAGCAGGCACCCACACACCAUGUAAUGGGCUGACCAUCAGCCUUUGUGCAUAUGCUUGAUAUUGUAGUCAUGUUGUCUUAAUCUAUCACUAAGACAGCGACCAUAUGCCAGUCGUAGCGUUUACCACACGUAAGAAGUAUGGAGUAUACCGUGUUUCCCGCACACUCGACGUAAUUAUGUUUACCCGUUCUUGCUAGGGCAUUGCACUGCUAAGCUCGAGGCCGUGGGAUCAAAUCCCAGCCACGGCGGUCAUAUUUUGGUGCGGGAAAAAUGCAAAAACAUCUGUGUACCGUGCAUUGGGUGCACGUUAAAGAACCCCAUGUGGUCAGAAUUAGUCCGGGGUCCCCCACUACGGUGUCGCUCAUAAUCAUAUUGUGGUCAGACCCCAGAAUUUAAUUGUUUAACAUUAGUUUUUUUUUAAACUUUCUGAAUUUGUACGCAAUCACUGUAUGUGUCAUCCAUUUCAGCUGUUCGUUCAAUGUGCAGUGGAUUACAUCACAUUUAGCCUUUUCUUGCACUUGGAAAAUUGCCCAUCACUUUACGAUUGGUUGGGAAAGAUUGUACACACUUAUACUUAUUUUGUGACAUGUUAACCUAUUUGUCAUAUUGACUACUCUUAAUAUUUUAAUGGAAGGAUUCUUGACAUGUACAGCCUCCCGAAUUUUUAGCUAUAUCGCGCGAGCACACUACAAUAUGGUCAUACGUCGUCCUGAAGGGAACAUCGCAUAUUAGAUGACUUGCACAGGAGAGUACUUAAUGCACUUGAGAGUACUUCUGGCGGUCUCGCUGAUUAUCGCCGCUUAAAUGUGCUAAAAUGACGCGUGAUGGACGCUCGCGCGAUAUAGCUAAAAAUGCGGGAGGCUGUACAUUUACUGGAUGCAUGGUGUUAUCAUACUUCUGUUGCUUACUCAAGUUUGGUUGGUUACAAGAAGUUGUUGAUGGCAUCAAAGACCAUUGUAUCGAUGCCUUGCCAUGGAUUAAAUGAUGGUAUUGCGUGUCUUCCAGUACAAUUCUCAUACUUCUCGGAGUUUUAUCAUGCAUACUUUUGCAACUUUUGCACCCAUUAUAUUUUCAUAUAUGCACUUGAAAAGCUGUCAUCAAUUCACUGAACAUCAAGAAAAAAAUAUAUAUUCAUUUUUGCCAUUUAGGAUGUUUGGCUAAUUGAGGGAGAGUGCUUUUUGAUGAUUAAUAAACGCAUUUUUCUGUCGGA
Messenger RNA from Dermacentor silvarum, 8138 nucleotides. RefSeq lists its product as uncharacterized. The coding region runs from base 689 to 6220 and encodes 1843 amino acids. The record is from RefSeq and is a predicted model, not a curated record. Gene Ontology annotation, cellular component: nucleus. The transcript has 4 exons. NCBI's taxonomy places the organism in Eukaryota, Metazoa, Arthropoda, Arachnida, Ixodida, Ixodidae.